Messenger RNA from Coregonus sp. 'balchen', 4322 nucleotides. Lineage: Eukaryota; Metazoa; Chordata; Actinopteri; Salmoniformes; Salmonidae. The record is from the annotation of a GenBank genome assembly.
AAUCACGUGUCGAGAAUCCGUUGGUCGUCCCUGCUGUAGGAAUCGUUUCGUUCUUCGUUUCAUUUUGGUUGCUAGCUAUAGCCUGUGUUUAUUUUAAACAAUUUUAAUUUUCUCAUACAUUUCACCGAAGAAUGAGCGACAACGAAGAUAUCGAUGUCGACAGUGACGUAAGUUAAUGUGAUCGCGUUUGUAUUUUUGAUCAGGGAAACGCGUGUUUUUCGUAGUUCCCUGGAGUAUGUUAGCUGGCUCGCUGAACUAGCUGGCAGAUCAGAAAUAUUUUUCGACACAGUAAUAGCCAAUCAGCUGAGUAGUUUGCCAAUUAAACAAAAUAAACGCAUACAUGAUUUCUCAACAAAUGAUAAUUUAAAUACAUGCAUAUAUAAUAAUGUCAUCAAAUAAAAUGUGUAUUGUUAGCUAAUUUUACCAGUUUUAGCAAUGUAGCUACCUAGCUAGCUAACACUGAGCUUGAUUGUUCUAUUUGUUGCGGUGAACUGAACAUUGCUUGCUAGCUGGCGCUAACUUGGCUAGAACAACAAACAGCGAGCGAUGCAUGCAAAAACAGCAAGCUAGGUAGUUAAAUAUUACCUCAACAACUCGCUUGCAAGGCCAGCUAGCUAAUUUAGCAAGUUAGGUAAGUCAGUGUAGCGCAGUGGUUCCCAAACAGGGGUACUAGGACCCCUGGGGGUAGUUGAUAAGACUCAUGAGACCAUAGACUUACUGGGAAAAUGCACAUGAGGGGGUUCUUCAGGGGUACUCCAGGCAGAGCAAAAUUAAGUUUGUGGUACAGUAAGCGAAAAAGGUUGGGAACCACUGGUGUAGAGAAGUGUAACGUUACAAGGGCAGUGCACUUUUUCACAAGUUAGUUAGCUAGUUAUACUUUGCUCUUGUACAUUAUGUAAAAUGACAUCUAUCUACGAGGCUUGUGCAUUUUUUUCAGGUUUGAUGGGACGUUAGCCACCCUGAAAAUAUUAACCCAUGAAAGGGUAAUCUCAUCCCAUAAACCAAGGGGAAUUGUCCUUUGAAGCAACCCAAAUGGUUACGAGCUAUUAUCAUGUUAUGCAGAGGAUAUGCCAUUUUUGUGUUUGUACUGUGCACCCCAUGAGAGGAAAUAAUGUACAUCGUGUCCUUCUCAUCAUAAUUAAUUUGUUUAGUAUUUUUAACAGGUUGUUCAUACUUCAUUCAAUAGGUGAUAAGAUCAUGCAUUGCAUUUGGGGCUGUUAAAAGCAACAUAUAAACACAUGUUUUCAUAGAGGACUAAAGGAGACUUCCCCUCCCCCAUUUUGAUGAAGCUGGAUGAUGGAUAUCAGCUCUGGAUAAGAGCAGUGCUAUUACACUGACUCAUAUGCCAUAAUGUCUUCUAUGCAUUAAUUCAAUGAUGCUUGCUGAACCCCUUAUACUGCUUGGUGAUGAACAUGGAGUCAUAAUACGUUUUGUUUAGAGAGCAGAUGUAGCUGCCAAGCAACCAACAGGUGGUACCAUUCUGUCCUCCUUAGAACAUGAGACAUUAGUGAUUUCUAAAAGAAUACAACAAAGACAUAUAGGCUAGAGGUCGGUGGUGAUAAGGAUCAGAGUGCAUAGGAGGUAGUUUGGUAUGUAUGAGACAGACAUUGUCCAUAGCAACCAGUAUUGUAGACUUCAUACCAACAGUCAGCAUUGAUUCACCACUUUUAUGUCAUGUAAGUCUAUGUUUAGCCUAACUGUUACUACGAUUAACUCAUUAGCAAUCACAAUGUGAAAUGUGUUAAAUAAUUGGGUUUGGAUUCAGAUGGGUAUUGAAAUGGGUAGCCCAUGUAAAAAUAAACACACACAAAUAAACACAUACACGUUUCAAUAUUGCAGGAAGAAACCCUUUUUUAAACACUUAUUACUUGGCCUCUCAUUAUUGCUAGUUUGGGUUGAAGCUGUUUCCUCUGUGGAUCUCUCGUUGCAGGCAGACAAACGAGCACAUCACAAUGCUCUGGAGCGCAAACGUAGGGACCACAUUAAAGACAGCUUCAGCAGUUUACGGGACUCUGUGCCUGCGUUACAAGGGGAGAAGGUUAGUAAAGUUAGUAAUCGAUAUUUUCUACUUUCCAGCUCUGACUGUAGAAUGAAUGCAAUAUGAAGUUAGUAAUUUGUAUGAAUGUCCAAAUGUAUUCAUGCUAAAUGUACUGCUGUAUCAAUGAGGAUCAAAUAAACCUCAACCAUUAUUUUGAACGGUUUAGUUUUCAUUUUCAUGAAUGAUUGGCUCAGUUAUGAAUCUGUUUGGAUAUCUACUUGGUUCCAAUAAGCGAAUGGUAUUUAGCCCAGUCUUUAAUAACUGGGCCUGCAGUGCAUGUGUCACCUGUAAUACUGUGAUAAGGACAAAUGCAACAUUGCCUCAUGGCUGAGUUUGUAAUUUGUUGCUGACAGCAAUCUGUCAAACAGGCUUCCCGAGCUCAGAUCCUAGACAAAGCCACAGACUACAUCCAGUACAUGAGACGAAAAAACCACACACACCAGCAGGACAUCGACGACCUGAAGAAGCAGAAUGCACUGCUGGAGCAGCAGGGUGAGUGUGGGCUCAAGGCCCAGGGACAACUGCAGUAGCAGGAGGGUGAGUGGUUGGGUCAUGGGAUCAGAGCCAUACUUAUGCUGCUUUUCGGCUGUAUCACCAGUGUUACACUCUUAUCUUAUACUAGGAAAAUUGUGUUUUCAUAGCUAGGGCUGACAGUGAAGACCAGAAUCAAGAACCUCUGCAUAAUCAAAACAGUUGCUUUGUGGGAACAGUUAGCCAUUGUGUAAUGACAGCUAAAAAGUAACAGUGACCUGGCUUUGGCCCAAAGUGAGAGCAGGUACGCCGGAGCCAUGGCCCGGUGAGACACGGGUGCCGGCCCACGUAGAUGGAAACAGAAAAGUCUGAGCCUUUUGGGUAAAACACGGGUAAAUCCUGUAUGGAAAUGCGCCAUAAUGGCUAUGCUACUGAUGGCCUUUUGCAUUAUCCCAAUGAAUUAUGUUUCAUGGUGGAGAAGGGAGAGACCGAUACUUCUCCUGUUGUUUUCUGACUUUGUGUUUCUCUGGGUGAUUGCAGUCCGUGCACUGGAGAAGGCCAAGGGGAACACUACGCUCCAGGCCAACUACACAUCCUCUGACAGCAGCUUGUACACCAACCCCAAGGGGAGCACAGUGUCCGCCUUUGAUGGUGGCUCCGACUCCAGCUCUGAAUCAGAGCCAGAGGAGCCGCCCAACAGAAAGAAGCUGCGUGUGGAGCCCAGCUAGACUCCAUCCACAGUGCUAUCACCAGAGACUCUCUUAUCCACCAGCCCUCUCCUCCUGUUCAGUCUCUUUCCAGCCUUCUCAUGCCACUCUAGGAGACAGAUGGAAGACUGUGAUAGAGGUGCUAUCAUAUAUACAAUGCUUCAACCUUUCUCAUCCCUCACCAACGUAUUGUCAUUCCUCUCAUGGCACAGCAACAACUCUCAACACCCCCAAAGUGAGGCAGCUCUGCAGUUUGAAGGAGUUCAUGCGUUUAAAACCUCAUUCUAAUGAUUCAGAAUCGGAUAUGGAGGUGACCAGGUGUACAGCUUUAGUCUAGUUACAACAAAUAGCCCCAUUUCUCGUUUUGGAUCACCUCAAUGAACCUGUUCAGAGUUUUGAGACUUAGGCAGACCAUUGAGAAAAUGUCCUAAGGAAUAGCUGACCUUGUUAAUAGUUGUACUUUUUCACAAAAUAAUGUGAAGUUGCUUUGGAAAAAAAUAUAUGUAAUGCAACCCUCCUGAAUCAGUGUAGAUGGCUGAUGUUUUCCGUCUCUGAAAUAUUUGUGUAAUCAAAUCCCUAAAUUUAGGUGAUAGCUAUAUUGAGAAAAAAAACUAUUUCGUAUCCCAUAUUGUACAUUUUUGUCAUUUAGCUUGACCACUUGUCAAUGGAGAUAGAUAGAUGAACAAUGUUGGCCUCAUUUAAUAUAUUCUCACCUCACAGGUUCAACUCUUUGUUUUUAUUUUGUUAUUCUCAAAACAAUUGAGAUUUGAAGAAGAAAAAGGUAUCCUAAAAUGUAUCCUGACUGUUACACAAUGCAGUUAAAGGUAGUAAUCUUUUAUUUUGAUGAAAGGAAAAUAAUUCCUUAUCAGUGUAGUGCAUAACACUGUAUACUCUUAAAUGUCAGUUCUACAAAGAAAAACCUUUUUUUUUUUACAGAUAUAAUUAGUGUGUACAAAAUAGAUAUUUGUUUGAUUCCACUCCAUGGAAAUUACAGGUAUGUUGUACAUACUGCCAACAAUUGUCUUGCAAGUUGAGGCAUACCUUUGCUAUGAGACCAUUAUAAAUAAAACUAUUUUAUCCUUUAGUGCUGUGUGUAGAAGGGAGAC